CACGAGAAACAGACUGUAUGAAUGUGACUGAAGUCUGCUGAUCUGAUUCACAUUAAUACAGAAAAACAGAUGUUUUUUAGAGGAUUUAAUUCCAGUCUGUUCAGAGGAAACACAGUGAGUGUGACAAGGUGAAAAGUUAAUCUACACACACUGAUGCAUUAUGGCCAACGUUUCUUACAUCUGCAUCGUGUGGAUCAGCAUCUGCGUGGACCUCCUCUCUGCUGAACCUGAGAUCAGUGUAUCUGGCCCAGUGGGUUCUACAGCUGUCCUGCCGUGUCAACUGACGAGUGUAGACACUGACAGACUGUAUAUUAGAUGGAACAUUGAGUCUGAGAUUGUGUUUGAGAGACUGGGUGAGAGGUUGUAUCAGGGUGAGGAAUAUGAGGGUCGUGUGGACGUUCCUGUGGAGGAGCUGCGUAAGGGGAACUGUUCACUGGUGUGGAGCAAUCUGAGACUGACUGAUGAGGGUAUCUACACCAGCUACCAGGCAUCUCUCCAUACCAGUCCAAAAGAACUCCUGACCAACCGUGUUGGACUUUCAGUCUAUAGUGAAGAAUCACACAGAGGUGAAUCAUCAGCUCCCUCAGGUGAUGCAGUAAUGAAGAGUCCUCACCCACUGGUCCUGUCCCUCGUCUCAUGUUUACUCGUCCAGCUCUUCUGUGGAAAAACAUGA
Messenger RNA from Clarias gariepinus (North African catfish), 673 nucleotides. Its product is annotated as CD276 antigen homolog. Gene Ontology annotation, cellular component: external side of plasma membrane. The transcript is spliced from 5 exons. The record is from RefSeq and is a predicted model, not a curated record. Gene Ontology annotation, biological process: cell surface receptor signaling pathway; cellular response to lipopolysaccharide; immune response. Lineage: Eukaryota; Metazoa; Chordata; Actinopteri; Siluriformes; Clariidae. The coding region runs from base 161 to 673 and encodes 170 amino acids.